AAAUUAGAACAGACAAUCCUAGUUAUCCAGCGAGGAUAUAUUUUUUAAGGUUAGGUAUCGCGACUAGUCCAUUUGGAGUCCUUCGUAAGUGAAUACUAUCCACAACAAAGACGACUCAAGAAUCUCCAGCAGUUGUGCAACAAAAUCGAUUAUUCCUCGCCGAUUGUUGUCUCUACGUCAAUUAAUGAUUAGAGUGUUACCACCUCAUACAAUACGAAAUAUCAACAAUGACAAGUUGAUUUUCCAAAAUGGAUCAAAAGGACUUGGAAAGAUGUCGUCAAGUGUCAGUGGUAUUGACCCCCCUUCAGAAUUCCGAGAUAAAAAAAUGGAAAAACCAAAGAAAAACGACUAAAAAGAGAAGAAAUCGUUGGCAAAAUGGCUCCCUCAGAAAGCCCACAAAGUCUCGGAGUCGAAAGUUAUCGGCACCGCCAUUUAAUGUUCAGCAAAAUGGAGCAAGAUUGAAGGAUUCUGGUGUACAGCCACCAGAGGACAACAUAUCAAAUGUCAUUCCCUCCAGCAGGAUUGAUGAGACAAAGGAAUUGGAUCUUGACCAGGAGAAUGACACCGCCUUUUGUCUCUGGAAGUACAAGAGAAAACGACGUAUGUCAUCAGACUCUAGUGGGGCGGAGCCAACUACCUCGAAAGUGACAAUAAAUUCCGCCGAUUCAGCCUUUUCAUCCAAGGAGCUGACAAUAAAUGUCUCGAGACUGAGGGCCCAAGCCCCAUCGCGAGGGGUUUUGUGUGACGAUGAGAGUGAAGUCGAUGCUGAUAGUUAUCACGAUGCAGCUAGCCUGAUAAUGGACAGCUGUGAGGACAGCUAUUCCAGAGCUCCUGGUGUGAAAUCUCAGGAGUUCGAUGACAAGGAUGAUGAUAAAGCUGACAGACUCAUCACUUCUACUCCACAGUUCGAUAAUUGCAACAGUGAUGGAGCACCGUCUGACGAUGACAAUGAGUCUGACAAUGACGAGGAGCUAAUGGAUCUCUGCCUCAUGCAGGAGCCAACAGUUGUUGUGACCAAACUGGAGGAUAUAAUCAUAGCACUGGACAACAAUAACUAUUUUCCAGAUCGUAAACACCUCACUCCCAAGCACCUGGAUAUCAUCAGGGGAUUUAAGACCCUGGAUGAGUCUGAGGACUCUUACUGUCUCGUUAUGUCAUCUGAUACUGAGGAAUUAGACUCGAACAGUACCAUUGAGUACGGCUACGCCGAUGAGGAUGACGAGAAGGAGGACGAUGACGAUGAUGAUUCAUUCAUCAAUACCGUCAUCGCCAGGAGAGUGAGAAAUAGGAGGAGAAUCUCGAGCAGCGGUAGCUCUUCCUUAGAGCAUAGUCCACAGACGACGUGCGACGAUGUGGUAGAGGAAAAUGGGAGAGAAACUCGUGGGAAUUCUCACAAUGUAGAAAUUCCCAGUACUCCCUCAAUGGGCUCGAAAGCAGCAUCAGUGGACGACGAGGACUCUAACCUACCAGAGACACUACUGACAAAUCCCUUGUCUUGUGAGGGGUGCAAGGAAACUUUUGACACAGUGGGUGGGGUGCUGAGCCACACAUGUGCUCCAGCAUUACCAAAGAAAGUGAAAUCCAAGAACCGAGGGAUGAAAAUAAAGAAGCACGCCAAGCUGGCGCCAAAGUCCACGAGCCUUGAGUGCACCUUGUGUUCUCAGACCUUUAAAGAUCCUGAGCUCCUUCAGAGGCACUUAUGGAGCCACACGCAGAGGGAGCACGAGGAGGCCUUCAAAGCUGCUAAACGACAAUCACGAGGGAAGGAAACCGAACAUAAUGCGGAGAUUGUGACCUCUGUGGACGCCGAUCCGGAAGGCAAAUCAGAGAGUGUUGAGUCAAAUCAACCAGGAAUUGCCAUCAUGAAUGAGAAGUCCUCGAAAGGAAAAAUCAACAAGACUGCAGUACCAGUUGUCAUAUGUCCUUGUCACGUGGACGAUUUAAAACCCACAGAUCUGACUGUGCAGAUUGAAAUGGUCCUCUUCUGUGAUAUCUGCAGGGUUUUAUUCAGAAGGAGCGAGUGCUUUGAGACGCACUACAGGUCGAAUGCCCUCUGUAACAAGGACAGAAGGAAGGGAAGAUCCCCCACCCUGUUUUGCAGCACCUGCAGAGUGAUUCUGAGCAAUCUCUCUGAUAUGAGAAAGCACUUGGAAAAACACGUCAGUAUAAAUCGUCAUGGUACCGUAACCUUUGUCUGCAAUAUUUGCAGAGUGGUGUUCUUUGGUGUGGGAACGGUUUUUUGCACCCACUGGUUCAAUCACGAGAAGGAUCCGAUGUUCGUGGCGAGUAGAUACUCAUUUCCAAAAUUAUGUGUCUCAAGCAGAGGGAAAAAUCCUAUCGGUAAACAGCCUGAUGAGCAGUAUUUCUUUGUCGCUGAGUAUGUCUGUAGAUCGUGUAAGCAGCAGUUUUCAUCAGACGGUGAUCUGUUGAAUCACAUGAGGGAGUGUAAGGGUAUGGAAUUGAAGCAAUCCAGUUUGGCCAAGGAACCGCCCAAAGAGAAACCGAAAAAUACCCCACCUCCACCAGCCCCAGAACCCCCAAAGAAGCCUAUCGAGAAGAUAAAAUUCAACGUGAUAACAAAAUCCCAAAUGACUUCAUCAACUCGAGGGUCUCCACAACGACGAACCGUCGCACGAUCCUCUCCCUCUCGAUCAGCCAUCAACAAACAUCCUCCACCUCGACCAGUCCCUCCAUCAACUGCAAACCCCCGCACAGCACCUCUACCUAUCGCACCUAAGCCCGCAGCUCUCACUCCUCAGCCUCAAUCAGCUUUAGUUCAGCGUCCCCAAGCUCAAAGGUGGGUGCAGAUUAGAACUAUCCAACGACUGGCCCCGAAGCCUCCUGAUUUCAAGGGCAUUUUACACUUUUACGUGAAAACUUGGAUAUGUGAUAUCUGUGGAGGUGUGUUUCGAACGAGACAGUCUCUCGUUGAGAAGCACGCCUUCAGCCACUUCGAUGCAACCAUAGCACUAGAGAAGUUCAACAAAACGGUGGACAGGUCCUAUGCCUGCACAAUUUGUCGAAAGGCAUAUGAAUCUCUGGAAGCUCUCAAUAAGCACUGGCUCAAUCAUGAGCUGGUGAAUUACUCCUGUGCAACCUGCAACAACACAUACCAUACAAUCAGUGGGUACAUAAGGCAUAUAGUAGCUGGCUGUAGAAACCAGAAUUCUACGUGUAGAGUAUCCUUUCGUACAAGUGCGCUUUGCAAAUUGUGCUGUCUUGGUUUUAAGAAUGACCAGGAUUUGGCAACGCACAAUGUCGAUUACCACGCUGUUGGAAGGAUAGUGGCGUCUCGAGGAGCCGAUCAGAUCCAGCCACCGUCCUCAUCGAAGAGCCUGAAUGGUGCACGUAAACUCUCACCGAUUGCUCCUAAGACUCCACAAUCAGCUGUGAUACUCUCAUCCACUGACAGUGAUCAAUCAUCAGGGCUUGUUGUCGGUGUUCAACCCCAGAAUAAUAAUGAUGAUGGGGUCAGUCAGGCGGUGAAUGGGUCUGUCGUUCUUAACAUUGCCAUUCCAAAUGUCGUUCAGAAUGAGCAAACGUCACCAUCGAAAGGCAAAGCUCCGGAGGAUCCAACGGUUCAGGUUGUUCUUCCUCAGGCUGAUGAAUCUGAAUCGAUCCCCUCGCCCGCUCUCGUCACUCAUAUGCCCUCGGUCAAGACCAUGGAGAUGAGCAGAGGGCUAAAUUCAUCGACCAUUGCACUCACUGUGAGGGAUACAACGGCAACAGGGGCUUCUGUCAUUGAGAGGAAUUCCCCAGUGGAGGAAGAGAGUAUUUCCAGUGGGGAGAUCUGUUCUCUUGUUCAAAAUCAAACACCCGAUUGUCCUAGCAGUGGUGAGGGUGAGAAAGCUUCAGAGGAUACUGAAGUUCCAAAAGCUACAGAUGGAAUGAGCAAUGGUGACGUUGAAGAUACGCCUGAAAAUGGCACUACGGAUAAUACUGAUGACGUUGAGAUCGUCGAGGUGAAGAAAUGCUCUAAGAAAUUAUCAAAUUCUCAGCCGUCUCUUCUGAAGGAUAAACAGCCGUCUCUUCUGAAGAAUAAACAGCCGUCUCUUCUGAAGGAUAAACAGCCGUCUCUUCUGAAGUUAGCUCUCACAACUACAGACAGUGACAUUGAGAUUCUCUCCGAGGCAUCAGCUCCUGAGGAGCCUGAGAAAUCAUCAGGUGACACGGGGACAGCUGAUAAAUCAGAAAAAACUCAGAAUCGUGAAGAAUCCUCGGAGAGUGGUGAAUCAGUGACAAUAGCUAAGAAACCCCUAGGAUUUUUACGUGUUAAGAAUCUCUCUGAACUUCAGGACGAGAAUAAAAAUCGUCAGGACUAUCGAGCUAGUGGUAAGACAGGUAACACAUUGACCGAACAUCUGAUGGCCAACUUGAAACAGGGAAAGAGUUCUACGAAGCACCAGAGCAUAGCCAAUGGAAUUAAUUCUGGUGGUGAUGAUGGUGGAGCAGGGAUGAGCUCUCCCCACGUACCAGGAAGGAGAUUUCUUCCAAAUAUACCCCAGAGAGUCCAGGGAAACGAAGCCAGAAGAGCAACACCAUUGUCCACAAGACAGGACUGUCGAUCCAGGGGCCCAGCCAAGCCAAUGAAUAGAGUCACACCAAUUCCAACCUCAAAUUCCGGCAUUGCUACCGCUCAUUACAAUAGACCAAUGAAUCCACCAUUGUAUGGAACCCUCAAUGUUGAUGGGAGACAACAAGGCUCAGUAAAUCAAGGAGGAAUGACACAAAACACAUACGUAUGUCCACUUUGUCCACAAAACUUUUAUAAAACAAUUUAUGAUUUUCUCACACAUUUAGCACAACAUCAAAAUUUACCACUCGACGUACAGGCUGUUGUGUACAGUUUGAUUAAUGAGAAAUUCUCAUAUCAUAUGCAGGGUCAGAGACAACUACAGGGUCAGAACAAGUACAAGUGCCUUGUGUGCUCGGCCUUUGAGACUGAUUCACCAGGAGAAUUCCAGAAGCAUUUUUCAACACAUUCACAGCAAAUGCUGAGCUCUACCAUUCAGAACUGUAAUAUUUCUUACAGUCAACAGUUGGGAACAGCUGUUAACUCUAUGUAUGAACAGUAUCAGUAUCAGGGUGAGAUGAUGCCUUUGACAACGGGGAUUAUACAGAGUGGACAGCUGUACAAGUGCAAUUAUUGUACGAAUUGUCAAUUCUCCAGUUAUGAGGGCCUUGCGGCACACGUACAGGCUGUGCAUGGAAAUAUUACCAAUGUUCCCAGUCGAUUGGUAUGCCCUAUCUGCCCUACUCUCAAUUUAUUCGACAGUGAGAUGAGACUCAGGGAGCAUCAGGAGGCUGAGCACAUGUUUCUGUGCCCCAUUUGCAUGCAGAUCUUUCACAGCUCUUAUGAGCUUUCUGCACACAGUAAUCUUCAUAAGAGUGACUAGAUUGGGAGUUUUAGUUGGUAAGAGCUUUCUUGUGGGGAGAAAUUCCUUAUACUUGAGCACAGCUGUGGUAUUUUCAUGACUGUAUUUUACUUUGUUCAUUGAUUUUUCUCUUAUUGAUUAAUUUUUUUUACCCAUAUUGAAGAUGUUUUAGGAGAAACUAGAACUAGUUUAGUGAAUAAUUAUUAUUUAUAGAGGCGAGUUGUAAGGUCAGGUAGAACUUUGAGGUCUGAGGUGAAUAAAGUGUAUCAACGAUGUUCAUAACUUUGUUCAUACGAUUUUAUGAAUAAGAAAAUUAGGAUGCGAGAAGAAAAUUAAAAAUGUUGAAUACGAGUCUCUGUUUAGUUAAGUCUUUCAUCUUCCAACUGAGGUAGCAUCAACUACAUUUAAAAGGUCUGUACAAUGUCAUAGAACCGUAUGUGUCUCCACAACACGUCUUCACAUAAUGUAAUUUGUUCUUUUUUAAUACCAAGAGAAAAUAAAGCGAGUUGAAUUAAA
This is a messenger RNA of Diachasmimorpha longicaudata, 5891 nucleotides long. RefSeq lists its product as uncharacterized. The transcript is spliced from 3 exons. The record is from RefSeq and is a predicted model, not a curated record. Gene Ontology annotation, biological process: regulation of DNA-templated transcription. The coding region runs from base 249 to 5396 and encodes 1715 amino acids. Lineage: Eukaryota; Metazoa; Arthropoda; Insecta; Hymenoptera; Braconidae. Gene Ontology annotation, molecular function: DNA-binding transcription factor activity, RNA polymerase II-specific; RNA polymerase II cis-regulatory region sequence-specific DNA binding.